Messenger RNA from Striga asiatica, 2080 nucleotides. The record is from the annotation of a GenBank genome assembly. NCBI's taxonomy places the organism in Eukaryota, Viridiplantae, Streptophyta, Magnoliopsida, Lamiales, Orobanchaceae.
AGAAAUUUUACCCCCUUUUUUUGGGUUUUAAAGUAAUAGUCGGUUGGAGUGGGUCUAAGCCGUCCUAUCAAUCAGCUUCAGCCCUCCACACUAUAAAUGCCCCUCCACACCCAUCCCUCGAAACCACAUCAAAAACAACAUAAACAUAACAUAGCAGCAGCCACAACACCUGAAUUAAUUUCUCCCCAACACAUAAGAGAAAUCCACAAAAUGGCGGACGCCCUCGAGAUCUCCGCCAUCCCGGAAGAGCCCAAGUUCGAUCUCCCAGUAGACUCGGAGCACCGCGCCAAGACCCUGAGGAUCUUCUCCUUCGCGGGCCCCCACAUGCGUUCCUUCCACCUGGCGUGGCUCUCCUUCUGCACCUGCCUCGUCUCCACGUUCGCCGCGGCCCCUCUCGUCCCCAUCAUCCGCGACAACCUCGGCCUCUCCCGCUCGGACGUCGGGGCCGCCGGCGUGGCCUCAGUCUCGGGCAGCAUCUUCUCGCGCCUCGUCAUGGGCUUCGCGUGCGACCUCGUGGGCCCGCGCUACGGAUGCGCCUUCGUCAACCUCCUCGUGGCCCCCGUCGUGUUCUCCGUGGCGCUGGUCACGGACGCGGGCGGCUACGUGGCCGUCCGGUUCAUGAUCGGGGUGUCCCUGGCCACGUUUGUGUCGUGCAGCUACUGGACCAGCGUCAUGUUCGCAGGGCCUAUUAUAGGGACCGUCAAUGCGGUGGCUGCAGGGUGGGGGGACAUGGGGGGCGGGCUCACACAGCUCAUCAUGCCGUUCCUUUUUCAUAUGAUCAAGGUUGCCGGGGCCACGCCGUUCACCGCGUGGCGGAUUGCCUUCAUGGUGCCAGGCUGGCUGCAUGUUAUUGUUGGGGUCAUGGUCCUUACUCUAGGCCAGGACUUGCCGGAUGGGAACCUUGGCGCCUUGCAAAAGAGUGGCGAAGUCGCCAAAGACAAGUUUUCCAAGGUUUUCAAGCAUGCUGUGUCCAACUACAGAACGUGGGUGUUCUUCCUUGUCUACGGUUUUUCCAUGGGAGUCCAGCUCUGCUCAAACAAUGUUCUUACCGAAUAUUUCUACGACAGAUUCAACCUGAAGCUCCACACGGCGGGAACAGUAGCCGCAGCCUUCGGCAUGACCAACUUCUUCGCCCGGCCCCUAGGCGGCUACGCCUCUGACAUGGCUGCCCGGCGAUUCGGGAUGCGUGGCCGCUUGUGGGUACUGUGGGUGUUCCAAACCCUGGGGGGCAGCUUCUGCAUCUGGCUGGGGAAGGCGGAGUCCCUACCCCUGGCAGUACUUUCCAUGCUCCUCUUCUCGAUGGGGGCACAGUCCGCCUGCGGGGCCACCUACGGCAUCAUCCCCUUUGUCUCCCGACGGGCCCUGGGCCUCAUAUCGGGCCUGACUGGGGCCGGCGGCAACUUUGGGGGAGGGCUGGCCCAACUGGUGUUCUUCUCGUCCACCCGAUUCUCCGCAGGUGACGGGCUGACUUACAUGGGGUUGAUGGCGGUGGCAGGGACGCUGCCUGUGGCGCUGGUCCACUUCCCGCAGUGGGGGAGCAUGUUCUUGGGGCCGUCCGAGGAGUGGACGGAGGAGAGGUAUUAUGAGGGCGAGUGGAGUGAGGAGGAGAAGGAGAGAGGGCUGCACCAUGGGAGCCUCAAGUUCGCCCACAACAGCCGCACUGAGAGGGGAAGAUCAAGGGCCGUGGUCGCCGCAGCUUCCGGGACACCCGGGUCCACCCCGCUACAUGUUUAGUCUUAAUAAUUCUCAUAUAUAUAUAUAUAUAUUCUGUCGUUUGCGACAUAAAAUAAUUAGAUUUAUCGAAGUGGAGAAAAAGGCGAUUAGCAGCGUUAUGCUUAAUUGCUUAUGUAUGCGGUGAUAGGUUGUAUAUGGGCGUUUUCUAAUGCCUGUGGGUGUAUGUAGUGUCUUUCUUAUAAUUACACUAUAUACGUACUGAAAUUUAUAUUUUGCAGUAUUAUUCAUUGUGUAUGAAUAAUUACAUAGUUUUGUUUUGUGGGCUGUGAAUGACAUUUAACUCUUCGCUCAAUGUUUUUCUACAACGUUUAUACCAAUGUUUUAAAUACCGUACCGGUGACCAUAU